AUAAAUAAAUACAAAUACAAAUAAAUACAUCAAAAUAAAAGUGCCCAGGAUGCAUAAAACAUCAUCAAAAUAGGGCGUUGUUUAAAAUAUAAAAUCCUAGGGGUGAACCCUCCAGACUCCCCUGAUUUCUGCUCUAAUCCCUGAAAAACCCAUGACAUUUAAUUAGCACCUAUAGUGAUAAAUUAUAAUCUGUAUCAAAUCAUAUAAUCAACUUUCUGUUGGAUUUAUGUUAGAUACUUUGAACUACCCUUAGACACGAGUUUGUUUUAAAUGUUUAUAUUUUAAUAUUCCUUUAGCAAUCAUAAUACUAGGCUAAAAAAAAGAAGCAUAAAAGCAUAUUUCCUUUGACAAUAUCCCAAAAAUGGUGAUUCCAGGCGUGAAUGUAGCCUAUUGAUUUAUUUGGGCGCACACAGCACAUUACAUUAGGCUACGUUCCUCUGGACCAACCAAUGAGCACAGCUCCUGCUCCAUCUGCUGUAACGUUUCAGGCAGAUCACCGCCAGCCAGGCAGUGUCUGGCAAAGCUGCUACUGGGGUGCAUGGAGCAUCACAACAUUAUAUUUUUCAUAUCGUCCCGGUGUAGAACCAGGGGCUUGUAAAGUCAAUGAAGUGAACAAAAGGAAAGAGCCAAGGCAUUGAAGAAUAUGAACGAAGUGGGACCACCACGUCGACCCGCCGCCUCUCUUAAUUUUACCAUUGACAACAUCCUCAAUCUCAAAACAAGCGGGAGGAACUACGACCACUUUCAAUCAGCCGCACAGCAGGAUGAUUCGACCAAGGCGAUGGGAAAACAGGAUUUUUACAGGACGCACGAGGUCAAGCGGAGGCAGGACCAGGGCAGUAGGCUUGAGGAAUUCGAGUUUAACAAAGAGUGCAGCAGAGCAACAGAAACAGUCAUCAGCCACGAAGACCCAAAGAAGGCGACGGAGGCGCACUUCGAGAGCGGGGACAGCAGCUGUGACGACAGCAGCUCCAACAUCACGGCCACGGACCCCAGUAAUGGGGGCAUCCCUUUUAAAAAGAGCAAAUUGCUUACAAGAAAGAAAACACGCACAAUUUUUUCCAAGAGACAGAUUUUCCAGUUGGAGUCUACUUUUGACAUGAAACGCUAUCUGACCUGCGCAGAGCGCGCAUGCCUCGCCAAUUCCCUCCAGCUCACAGAAACCCAGGUGAAAAUAUGGUUUCAGAACCGCAGGAAUAAAUUAAAAAGGCAGAUCUCGACCGAAAUUGACGGACCUGUUACUGAUUUUCCCAAAACUGUAAAGUCUGUUGUAGUUGGUCAGCUCCCGGCCUUGUACAAAGAGGGCAACCUGCUGGGGAGAUGCCUGCUGCCCUUGACUCUGCCCAUUGUUUAUGCCGGUAGUAGCACGCCUGACCUCUGCUACUCAAACGCCCACAAAUACUUCAGCCUUUAUGACGGGGACGUAUGAUGGUUUAGUAUGUCCCCAUGUGAAAAGAGACAUUUUUUGGGUGGUUUCCUGCAAAAAAGGUUUUCAUAAUGAUGGAAAACAGACGUUUCAA
Labrus bergylta (ballan wrasse) is the source of this 1520-nucleotide messenger RNA. Its product is annotated as homeobox protein HMX2-like. The record is from RefSeq and is a predicted model, not a curated record. Gene Ontology annotation, cellular component: nucleus. Gene Ontology annotation, biological process: regulation of transcription by RNA polymerase II. NCBI's taxonomy places the organism in Eukaryota, Metazoa, Chordata, Actinopteri, Labriformes, Labridae. Gene Ontology annotation, molecular function: DNA-binding transcription factor activity, RNA polymerase II-specific; RNA polymerase II transcription regulatory region sequence-specific DNA binding.